Molecule: messenger RNA, 2031 nt
Organism: Cercopithifilaria johnstoni
Lineage: Eukaryota; Metazoa; Nematoda; Chromadorea; Rhabditida; Onchocercidae
Source: the annotation of a GenBank genome assembly
AUGUUACACAUUAACAGUGCAAAAAAGCGAACUUCCUUCCGUAUUAAGUAUUUCUUGACAGCACCGUUUUACAUAUACAGCAUGUUUUUUGUCGACUAUACCUCUGCAGAAUGUCGAGAAGAGAUUAAGGUAUUGCCUCGCAAUUCAUAUGAGUCCAAAAUCAUCCGGAAUCUUUAUAUAUUCGAGAAUGAUACACAAAAAUGUGAUGAAGCACAAUCUAUGUUAAUGCUAUCCCGGGCUCCUUUUUGUGAUUCUCAUGAUUUGAAUGUAACUUUUUCAUCCGUUGCUGUGUUACCGAAUGGAACCAACAUGUUGCCUUACGUUUUACUUAAUGUUUCUAUCCGAGUUAAUAGCCCAAUCUCAUCUGUUUUUCUUCGACUGGAAUGUUUAGAAGCUCCAAAUUUGGAAGACGAUUAUUGUCAUAAUCACGAGGAGCAGUAUCGAAGGUGGGGGCGUAUGAUAUGGCCUUGUCGCUUUUUGACCCUUUCUAAACCGGAUCUUGUUAGCUAUCCAUAUUUUCUUAAUUAUCAUUGUUUUCGGCUUUCUUCUUAUUCUCACUAUCGUUUGAAUGUGUCGUGUGCUCCAAAUUUGUGCAGGAAAUCGUUUAUUGUCACGAUACCCGAAGAGACUCAAGUGAGUCCCACCAUAAGUCGCUUCUAUGAUAAAGAUGGUGCAAUUGGUGAUAACUAUUGGUCACCACUUGCAUUCGUAGAUUUAACUUUGCGAGACAAGGUGAUAAUUCGUUAUGAGAGGCAACCAUCUUUGAUAGCUACUCGAAUCUCUGUUGCUGUUUUUGAAACGAUCGCUUCAUCUUCUACCCAUCUCUUUACAAAUACAUUAGAUAUUACCGCCGCUGAAUAUGAGUGGAAGAAUGUCCGAGCCGGGAAUUUUACUGCGUAUUUAUACGUUAGCCGAUUAGACUGUAAUCUAAUAUGUAGCAACAGCACUGUGGAUAGGUGUAUUUUAUGUCCAAGUACAAGAAUUCAUUUCACGGUUGAGGAGGAUAAAAUAUCGCUUGCGGCAUCAAUUCAUGGCUUAUUAUUUCAUAGAAUUUACGUCAUCGGUGCUGCGGUAUUGUGUUUUGCUUUUGCUAUAGCUGUUUUGUUUUUUUUGACGACCAGGCGCUUACACAGAGUACCGUUGCAAGAAGUGUCACUUUCACAGCGAACAACCGUUUUUAUCGUUUACACAGACGAUUGCAAACCUCAUUCCGAUUGCAUCGCUGCACUUGCAAAAAUACUGCAACACGAUGCGAAUGUGGAUGUAUUCUUAGAUCAAUUUGAAUUAAAAUAUUCGGAAACACUUCCGUUAAGGUGGUUCAUUAGCAAGUUUGCAGCAGCUAGUCAUGUAAUGCUUAUUUUUUCUGAAGGAGCAGGUGCCAUCCUUCGCGGGGAAAGUCUUAUUCAGCAGCAACCGUUUCCUGAAUUCUUUUCCGUCGCACUUAAUAUGUUGAUAACGGAACACAGUAAAGAUGUAACUAGACAACCUGGAAAGCUACUGACAGAAAUGAGCCUGCGCUUUGCAUUUGCCUAUAUGACCUAUUCUCCAUCUUCAGUGAUCCCUGAAGAGCUUACUUCUUUACCAAUCAAUAUAUUCAAGUUGCCUGAGCAGAUUCAGAAUCUCAUUUCGUGGUUGCACAAUCAACCAUCUGAUAUCUAUGUAGAUGUGUGUAUUGAUAUGUCGCAUUUGAAAAGUGCCGUGGAUGAAGUUGUGGAAUAUCGACGCAAGAAUCCAGUUUGGUUGGCAGAAAGAUUGCAAACGAGUCGCAAGAAUUCCGGACCUUUUUGUACACUACAGAAUGUUCCUUUCCAAUCAAGUCGUUCGGUAUUAACACACGAAGAACAAGUUCAUAUUGCGGAAACAUUGAAUUUGGAACCACCCGACAUCCAUACUUCGACGGAAGAAAUUUUUUCUGAAGAAAAUGUUAUUUUCGCUUUGAUAGGAUCACCUGAUGACAGCAGCUCCGAUACCGAUGAUUCCAUUUCCGACAAGAUUCAUCUACAACAAUUCUUGGCAGCUAAACAAAAUUAG